AAUUACCCGGAUGUAACCGCACAACUUGUGUACCGUCUCGCAAAUGUCUAUUCCACAAUUUGUCAUUUUCGUCGGUCCGCCAUACAGCGGCAAAACAAUGUACUACCUUCAGCACUAUGCCACCACACACGAGCGUGUAUCUGCAAGUGACCUGUUGCGAAAAGAUGCAAGUGUCGGCCUGAGGGGUGUAGUACGAACUCUCGCCGACAUACUGAAACAAGGCAAGAACGUGGUAUUGGACGACGAGAAUUGGUCACGAGAAACACGAGUGUCUUACUUGAAAGGUGUUCAGAAAAAGCACAAGUUUACUGCUGAAGCAUUUACCAUUUAAUGGUUACUACUGUUCACACCUUUGAUAUUGGUGUAGAUCUUCGGAGACAAUUGGAAGGAAAGAUUGGACAUUUAAUUAGGAUUUUUUAGUAUAAAGGCUACCCUUAAGAAGUAUACAAUGUUGUCUGAAUGUAUGAAGUUGUGAGUAGCGAAUGUAAAUGCUUGCAACAAAGCAAAUUUUUUGGCUUGCUGUGAAGCAUAGCUUCUAAGACAAUUAUGAUAAAACCUCCACUUUUUGCA
Messenger RNA from Corticium candelabrum, 570 nucleotides. RefSeq lists its product as uncharacterized. Lineage: Eukaryota; Metazoa; Porifera; Homoscleromorpha; Homosclerophorida; Plakinidae. The record is from RefSeq and is a predicted model, not a curated record. The transcript has 3 exons. The coding region runs from base 44 to 331 and encodes 95 amino acids.